AAUUAAAUUAAAUUAAAAUUUUAAUAUGUAGCAGAUUAGUAAAGAAAAAGAGUAGUAAUAUCAAUAGUAUAUGGAGUUGGAGAAAGAAGUUAUGAGUACUUUGGCUAAAGUCAGACAAUAUGAAGCUUCAAUGACUUAACUCAAAAGAAACAUAUAAAAAUGCCAAAUUACAUUAAAAGAACUUGGCAGUGUUGAAGAAUAAAAGACUUUUUAACCUGUUGGUAAAUGGUAAUUGAUUUUAUCUAAUUUAGUUUUAUUCUUAAACCCAAAAAAGAUAUUGCAAAUGAAGUUAUUGAAAUCAUUAAAUCACAUGAAAAAGAUAUUGAUGAAUAUGAAAAAGUCAGAUAACAUUUAAUUACCAAAGGAAAAGAAAAAGAAACAUAAUUAUAAGAAGCCAUGAAAGCAUUAAAAAUUUGAAUUAUUC
This is a messenger RNA of Paramecium sonneborni, 424 nucleotides long. Lineage: Eukaryota; Ciliophora; Oligohymenophorea; Peniculida; Parameciidae. The record is from the annotation of a GenBank genome assembly.